Molecule: messenger RNA, 4077 nt
Organism: Pristis pectinata (smalltooth sawfish)
Lineage: Eukaryota; Metazoa; Chordata; Chondrichthyes; Rhinopristiformes; Pristidae
Gene: vldlr
Product: very low density lipoprotein receptor
Exons: 18
Coding region: 190-2712 (840 amino acids)
Molecular function (GO): protein binding; calcium ion binding
Source: RefSeq, a predicted model, not a curated record
ACCGACCAACCAGUUGUUCCAGAGAGCAGAGGGAAUGCAUUUAGGCUGAUAUAAGAGUACGUCCCUGCGUCAUUCUGGCGUGGCAGUCUAUCUUCGGUUUGCUGAGGGAGCAAGGGAAAAAAAACACCUAAUCGUUCCCCCUACUAUUAGGGAGCAAAGGCUAGCUUUCGGCCAACGAAAGGCGGUGAGAUGAUUCCUGUCCGUGUGAUUUUGCUGUUCUUAGCAGCGUGUUCCUAUCGGUGCAGACACGUAAAUGGAUCUAAAGUAUCUUGUGAGGCAUCGCAGUUUCAGUGCCGAAAUGGUCGUUGUAUCCCCACAGUGUGGAAAUGUGAUGGUGAUGAUGAUUGUACUGAUGGAAGUGAUGAAAGUUCCUGUGCUAAGAAAACAUGUGGUAGUUCUGACUUCACGUGCCAUGAUGGACAUUGUGUGCCUGGAAGGUGGCAAUGUGAUGGGGAUGCUGACUGUGAAGAUGGAUCAGAUGAAAGUCCAGAAGUGUGUCACAUGAGAACCUGUCGUGUCAAUGAAGUCAGCUGCAGCCCUGGAUCUAAUCAGUGUAUUCCUGUCACCUGGAGAUGUGAUGGUGAACAAGAUUGUGGUAAUGGUGGAGAUGAAGAAAACUGUGGUGCCCUUACUUGCAGUGUCCAGGAAUUCACUUGCUCCAGUGGUAGAUGCAUUUCCAAGACAUUUGUAUGUAAUGGUGAAGAUGACUGUGGUGAUGGAAGUGAUGAAAGAGAUUGUGCACCACCCACCUGUGGCUCUCAUGAGUUUCAGUGCAACAGUUCAGAAUGUAUCCCACUUAAGUGGGUAUGCGACAGUGAUGUUGACUGUGCUGAUCACUCAGAUGAAUCUACAGAACGCUGUGGUCGCACUCUUCCUCCACUUGUAAGAUGCUCUGCUGCUGAAAUCCAGUGUGAUUCUGGUGAAUGCAUUCAUCGCAGGUGGUACUGUGAUGGUGAUGCUGACUGCAGAGAUGGAAGUGAUGAAAUCGACUGCCCUCCUCAAACUUGUAGACCAGACAACUUCAGAUGUGGUGAUGGUAACUGUAUUCAUGGAAGCAGACAAUGUAAUGGAUUUAGAGACUGUCCUGAUGGCACUGAUGAGAUUAACUGCAGGAAUAUUUCAGAUUGUUCAGGGCCAACUAACUUCAAGUGCCACAGUGGAGAAUGCAUUGACAUGACUCAAGUGUGUAAUCAGCAGCAGAAUUGCAUGGACUGGAGUGAUGAGCCCCUUAAAGAAUGUGGUUUGAAUGAAUGCUUGGUGAACAAUGGUGGUUGCUCCCAUAUCUGCAGAGAUCUUGUCAUUGGCUAUGAAUGUGAUUGCCCUGCUGGCUUCAUGUUGGUUGACCAAAAAACAUGUGGUGAUGUUGAUGAAUGCCAGAACCCUGGGAUUUGUAGUCAAAUUUGCAUUAAUUUGAAAGGAGGCUAUAAAUGUGAAUGUUAUACUAGCUAUCAAAUGGAUCCAGCUAAUGGAGUCUGCAAGGCAAUAGGUAAAGAGCCUCAUUUAAUGUUCACUAAUCGUCGUGAUAUCAGGCGACUAGGAUUGGAACACAAAGAAUAUACCCAAGUUGUUGAGCAGCUGAGAAAUGCUAUAGCACUUGAUGCUGAUAUUGCAGAGCAGAGAGUCUUCUGGGCUGAUUUGGGCCAGCGGGCAAUUUUCAGCACUUUUGUGGACCAACCAACUUCUGGCUAUUCCAGAAUUGUCAAUGAUGUGCAAAUUCCUGCAGGAAUUGCAGUGGACUGGAUUUACAAGAACAUCUACUGGACUGAUCUGGGUUUCAAAACUCUAUCUGUGGCAAACUUCAAUGGGACCAAAAAGAUAACCCUCUUUAACACUGAUCUAAGGGAACCAGCUUCUAUAGCUGUUGAUCCACUAUCUGGAUUUGUCUAUUGGUCAGAUUGGGGUGAACCAGCAAAGAUAGAGAAAGCUGGAAUGAAUGGUGUUGAUCGACAACUCUUGGUUACCAGAGAUAUUCAAUGGCCAAAUGGAAUUGCAAUUGAUCUUGUGAAAAAACGCCUCUAUUGGGUUGAUUCAAAAAUCCACACAUUAUCCAGUGUGGACCUGAGUGGGCAGGACAGGAGGAGAGUGCUUUUGUCAACAGAAUUCCUUGCUCAUCCUUUUGCUGUUGCUGUAUUUGAAGACCGUGUAUUCUGGACUGAUGGGGAGAAUGAAGCUAUCUAUGCAGCAAACAAAUUUACGGGAGUAGAUGUGGUUCUGUUGGCCUCAAACCUCAAUGAACCUCAGGAUAUCAUAGUCUAUCAUGAACUUGUGCAACCUUCAGGAAGAAACUGGUGCAAUGGGCAUCUGAAGAAUGGAGGAUGUGAAUACAUGUGUCUGCCUGCUCCUCAAAUUAAUAGUCACUCAGCAAAAUACACAUGUAUGUGUCCAUCUGGAAUGGAACUAGCGCAAAAUGGUCGUCAAUGCAGGAUGGAUAAAAAUUCAAGCAUUCCACUCCAAUUGAACCAGUUUGGGAAAGGAUCAACAGCUGUUUGGAUUACCCUUCCUGUCUUGCUUCUGGCAAUAGCUGGUUUGGCUGGUUAUAUUGGGCUGCGCAACUGGCAGAACAAGAACACCAAAAGUAUGAACUUUGAUAAUCCAGUCUACUUGAAAACCACUGAAGAUGACUUGAACAUCGACAUCAACAGGCAAAGUCAGUCAAUUGGUCAUACCUACCCUGCAAUUUCAAUUGUCAAGACAGAAGAUGAUACAGCUUGAUCUUCAAGAUGGAUUAUUUUAAUUGCUUCAACCAGCUGCCAGCUCAGUGGCAUAGUAGUUUGCAGACAAGUUUUCUACAUUUAAAUAUUUAUUUAAAGUAAAAUGUCACUGAUUUGGUACCAUGCCUCAAUCUUGAGGCAUUUUAGAUUAACUAUGCAAGCUCUGGCACAAGGCCAUGAAAAUGCAGAUAAUCUAAAUAAAUUGCUUGUAUAACUGUAAAUAAGUGAGCCAUUUGAAAACUCUGUAAAUAACAAAUACAAUAAGGCUUUUGCAAAUGGUUGAAGGACAAAACUGCCAAGGAUUUGUAUGAAUUUUUAUGUGCCAAAUGUAGUUUUCUGCCUGAUUUGUUUACAGAUUCCCCAUAUUUGGGGAAAGCAAUACUAAUAUAAAAAAUAAAUUUCAUAAUUGCAUUUGACUUUGAGCAGUUAUGCUUUCCACCUCCAAACUGCUAACUAAGUUUAAACAAUUGUUUCUAUGGAAACUAUAGUGCCUUCCCUAAUCAAUUUUAGAUUCUUAAUCAUCCAGUUUAGCAUGCCCCAUGCAUAACUCACAGCUGUUUGACAUUGGUUAUAAGGCUAGAGCUGUGAUCAUGACAUUGGUGAAUAUCAAACCUGAGCAUGAAAUAGAUGAGUUUGACUAUGUUCUCAUGGCACCCUGAUUCCCUUGGUCAAGAUCUACUGUUCAAUACUUGUACCAUCUUUGCUUGUCUUCCAAGCAUGACCUUGGUGCUAGCUGCUUUUGUUCAAUUAAUUGCAUAGUGGAGAAAUAAUUAAAACUGUUUACUAAAAUUGAGUCCCUGCUUUGGUUCAGUUGUCAUCCUGUAAUGGGUUAUUUAAUAUACUUCAGUCAUUGUGCUUUUUCCUAUUCCCAAGAUACUCAUUCACUUCUGUUCCAUUUAAACUAGCACCAAUUUGCUUGCUUACUGGAUAAGUCUGUACAUGAGUGAUAUUGCUCUUUUUAAAGCUAUAAAACUUCCUUUUCACCACUUAUUCAAGUCUGCUGGUUAAACAAUACUGCCUAUCAAGAGCUAGACCAGUUUGGUGAUUGUAACUGCAAUGUUAAACCUUGACUGUUUUUUAUCUAAAGCUGCAUACAAGAACCCUACUUCGUAGUCAGGAACCAAACCAGACUAUUUCCUGAUCUGUCAAUGCUGGUUCAUUAACAUUGGCAUAUGUCAAUGAAACUGCACACUGCCUCAACUUCAGCCAUACAUCUAUCUUGAUGCCCAGUUCAAACAAAAACUGGGCAAGAAGCAAUGGUGGCUAAAGUUGGUAGUUGUAACACAACUUAACUGGUAUAAUAUUUAACUUGGUUAGACAAACUUCAUAAUUGUGGCCUGUUUUCUACACUUUUGGGCCCAACUUC